This is a messenger RNA of Rangifer tarandus platyrhynchus (Svalbard reindeer), 4845 nucleotides long. Lineage: Eukaryota; Metazoa; Chordata; Mammalia; Artiodactyla; Cervidae. The record is from the annotation of a GenBank genome assembly.
AUGGACGGUCAGACUCUGCGGAAGGCUGAGAGAAGCCGGUCCUGCUCUCGGGAGAAAAAGGAGGGUUACACUAAGGACAUGGUGACAGACUUUGAUGAGAAGCACGAUGAGUAUUUAAUAUUGCUCCAGCAGAGGAACCGGAUAUUAAAGCAUCUGAAAACCAAGGACCCCGUGCAGUUGAGGCUGGAGCACCUGGAACAGGGGUUCUCGGUCUACGUCAACGGGGCCAACUCCGAACUGAAGGCAUCCCCUCGGAAAGCCGUCCACUCUGACUUCUCCAGAAGCACCUCCCACGCCGAGGGGACUCACGAUUGUGGACGAAGAACUCUGUUUCGAGAAGCUGAAGAAGCUUUGAGACACAGUGCACGGACAGCUCCCAGCAAAGUCCAGCGCCGAGGAUGGCAUCAGAAAUCUGUGCAGAUCAGAACAGAAGCUGGCCCGCGGCUCUACAUCCAGCCUCCUCCGGACUAUGCUGAAGAUUCUGAGCCAUGUGGGGAUGUGACUGUCAAGGUGAAGGAUGCUUCUGGGGACUGUCCACAGGAGCUAAGAAAAAGCCUGGAACUUAGUGUCAAUCUACAAAGGAAAGAAAAGGAUGGUUCCAGUGAUGAGUAUGACUCUAUCGAAGAAGAUGUACUCUCUGAGCCGGAGCCUGAGGACCAGGUGCUGGUGGGCUGUCCCAGAGAUGACUCCCCUCUUUCCCGAAGGGACUCAGUGCUAAAGGAUUUUCCCGAGGACCAGGAGACAGAAGGACGCCUUCCCCAGGGCCCAGACACCCUCGUAGUGCUGGAAUUUAACCCGGCUUCCAAAAGUAAUAAAAAGGAAAGGAAUUUGUCUGCUAAGCGGAAGGACAACGCUGAGGUCUUCAUUCCCAGCAAACCUGAGCCACACCUGAGUCCCCAGCCCCCGACCAUGUUCCCAGAUCAAGACAGGGCGUGCUCAAGACCUGAAAGCCGCCGAGAGAGACCCCUAUCCGCAACCCGGAAACCUGUGCGAGAUGCUGAGGACCGAGAGGAAGAUGCCUCGGCCGUGCUCAGGGCCAUCCAGGUGGAGAACGAGGCCCUGCAGAGCGCGAUCCUCAGCAGAAAGGCCGAGCCCCCCGCCAGCCCACUGCAGGACACAGAGGGACCACGAGCAAAGUCAUGGACCAGUCUGCUCAAGGAGGGGACCCCUGAGCUGCCUCCCAUCACCACGGCGACCAGCACGCAGGAGCCAGCCAGGGCAGCAGGGGGAGCCAGAGCCGUCAGUGAAGCCAUCGACAGAAUCGGCCUUUUGGGGAGCAGACAACAGCAGAAGCUUCUGAAAGUCCUCCAGGCCAUUGAAAGUGACUCUGCCCAUCUCAGCCUGGUUGUUUCACCCACGGAGGAGCAAGUGCUGGACCCAGAGGACAAAUCGGGACCGAAAGCGGAGGAGAUCAAAGAUGCCAUCUACGUGACCAUGGAAAUCCUGUCCAACUGGGGCAGCGCGUCGUGGGUGGGCCUCACAGAAGUCGAAUUCUUCGACCUGAACAACACAAAGCUCUACGUGUCGCCCCAUGACGUGGAUAUCCGGAACACAGACAUGCCCGGGAACCUGGGCCACUUGGUCAACAGGAACUUAGCUGGCAAGAAAGACCCUUCCCUGUGGACGUGCCCCUUCCACCCGCCGCUCCAGCUCUUUUUUGUUAUCCGCAACACGGGACAGCUGCAUGACUUUGGUCUAACCAAGAUCAAGGUUUGGAAUUACUGGACGGCUGACGGCGACUUUGACAUCGGGGCUAAGAACGUGAAGCUUUAUGUCAACAAAAAACUCAUCUUUGAUGGCAAGUUAGACAAAGGGGGUGGCGAGGCCCCGCACAGCAUCCUGGUGGGGCUGCAAGAUGAGAGGAUGGAAAAGAGCGAUGCUGCCCUCUCAGAAGAAAGCAGAGGUAUCUGCAAGACGCCCGGCACCGAGGAGGACGAGGAGCUCCGCACCAGUCACUCGCAGCCAGCUGGAGCAGCAGAGGAUGCGAAGGUUUCUUCACAAGGACAUUUAUUUGGUGGAAGGAUGAGUUCUCCCGACGGUGUGAAAGACAGUUUGUCCCGGUCAGAGGAGGAGCUCAGCGUUUCAGCCGCCCCGUCCUCGGCGGGUGGCGAGCCCAGUGGUCCUCCCCACUCGCCCCCUGUGGGGUGCCCUCCUCCUCCUGACCAGGAGCUCUCGCUGCUCCGACAGCUGGGAAACCUCACAGGCAGAAAAGUCUCUGAGCCGCCAGGGAAGACCCCAUCCUGGUUACAACCUUCUCCGGCGGGGAAAGGCAGGAAGCCGGGAGGCCCGAAGUUGAAACCCCUCUGGCUGAGUCCAGAGAAGCCGCUGGACGGGAGAGACGGGCUUCCAUCAGACGACGUCAUGGGUGAGGGGCCUGGAGUGUCCGAGGCCAGGGAUAAAGGCCCCCGACGUGAGCAAGGGCGAGUGAGCAGCUGGAAUGUCAUCACCGCUGAGAGAGCUCAGAGGACGACCCCCAAAGUCCACGGUGAUGACUUUGACAUCUUUAACCAGCCCCCCCACAGGGAGCAGCCUGCUAGUGGGAGGAGGGGACUGAGGAGGGACGGCCUCAGCCUCAGUCAUGGUGACGGCCAGCCAGCCAGCGGAGAAGACGCCUGGUCCACCCGGAUGCCGCCACGGCCCCGGUGGCGAAGCGAGCAGGAACACACCUUGCACGAAUCGUGGGACUCCCUCACGGCCUUCGACCGCUCGCACCGGGGACGCAUCUCCAACGUGGAAUUCCAGGGCGACAUCCUGGACGAGUUUCUACAGCAGCAGAAAAGCAGCCGGCAGAGCGACCAGCCGCCCGCCCGGAAGGAGGAGAAGCCGGGGCCUGUGCAAGGGCAGGACCACCGCUCCCCGGAGACAGACGACGGGGGUGACUUCAGAAUCCCCGUCCUGCCCCAUGGACAGCACCUGGUCAUCGACAUCAAGUCCACGUGGGGGGACAGGCACUAUGUUGGCCUCAACGGGAUAGAAAUAUUCAGUUCCAAGGGGGAGCCGGUGAGAAUCGAGAACAUUCAGGCUGACCCCCCAGACAUCAAUAUCUUACCGGCCUAUGGGAGAGACCCCCGCGUGGUCAGCAACCUCAUCGAUGGGGUGAACAGGACCCAGGAUGACAUGCACGUCUGGCUGGCCCCCUUCACGCCAGGCAAGUCCCACUCCAUCUCCAUGGAUUUCGAGCAGCCUUGCCAGGUCGCCCUGAUCAGGAUCUGGAAUUACAAUAAAUCACGGAUCCAUUCCUUCCGGGGCGUGAAGGACAUCACGAUGCUGCUAGAUGCGCAGUGCAUCUUUAAGGGAGAAAUCGCCAAGGCCUCCGGAACCCUGACGGGAGCUCCAGAGCACUUUGGCGACACCAUCUUAUUCACAACCGACGAUGAUAUUCUCGAGGCCAUCUUCUGUUCUGAUGAGACAUUUGACCUGGACGUGGAGAGCGUGUGCAGCCUGCAGAGUGAGGAGGCGCUGAGGAGGCCCAGCACGGCCGAUGGCCAGGGGGAGGAGAGGCCAUACACCCAGGCCGGCUCGUGGGCUGAUGACCGGAGCCUGGAGCCAGAGCUGCCCCCCAGUCCCCCUGUCCCUGACGUCACCACGCCAGAGCCGGGCGUCUACCAUGGCAUCUGCCUCCAACUGAAUUUCACCACCUCCUGGGGUGACCUGCACUACCUGGGGCUCACCGGCCUGGAGGUGGUGGGCCAGGAUGGCCAGGCACUGCCCAUCAACCCGCACCAGAUCUCUGCCUCCCCCAGAGACUUAAAUGACCUCCCUGAGUACACGGACGACUCCCGGACCCUGGACAAGUUAAUUGAUGGAGCCAACAUCACGAUGGAGGAUGAGCAUAUGUGGCUGAUCCCCUUCUCGCCGGGGCUGGACCACGUGGUCACGAUCCGCUUCGACAGAGCCGAAAGCAUCGCAGGCCUUCGCUUCUGGAACUACAAUAAAUCUCCCGAGGACACCUAUCGAGGGGCCAAGAUCGUCCACGUCUCCCUGGAUGGCCUGUGUGUCUCCCCUCCUGAGGGCUUCCUCAUCCGGAAGGGACCAGGCAACUGCCACUUUGACUUUGCUCAAGAAAUCCUCUUUGUGGACUACCUGCAGGCCCGACCGUUGCCCCUGCCAGUCCAGAGGCUGGACACAAAGAGCCUGGAGCGGGCGAGCAUGGACUAUGAGUCACCCCCGAUGCCCUGCGGCUUCAUUUUCCAGUUUCAGCUCCUGACCAGCUGGGGUGACCCCUAUUACAUAGGUCUUACCGGCCUGGAGCUAUAUGACGAAAGAGGAGAAAAAAUCCCUCUGUCAGAGAACAAUAUCGCCGCCUUCCCGGACAGCGUCAACUCCCUGGAGGGGGUGUGCGGGGACGUCCGGACCCCUGACAAGCUCAUCGACCAAGUGAACAACACCAGCGACGGCAGACACAUGUGGCUGGCCCCCAUCCUGCCUGGCCUGGUGAACCGGGUUUAUGUGAUUUUCGAUCUGCCCACCACAGUGUCAAUGAUCAAACUGUGGAAUUACGCAAAAACACCACAUCGAGGGGUGAAGGAGUUUGGCCUCCUGGUGGAUGACUUGCUCGUGUAUAACGGGAUCCUGGCCAUGGUGGGCCACCUGGUCGGGGGCAUCUUGCCCACAUGCGAGCCCACGCUGCCCUAUCACACCAUCCUCUUCACCGAGGACACGGACAUCUGUCACCAGGAGAAGCACACCGCCAUCAGCAAUCAGGUAGAGGACCAGGACGUGCAGAUGAUGAAUGAAAACCAAAUCGUUACCAACUCGAAGAGGAAGCAGAAUGCAGCUGACCCAGCCUUACGUCCCAAAACCUGCAUCAGUGAGAAGGAGACAGCGAGACGGUGGCGGUGCUGA